Molecule: messenger RNA, 1142 nt
Organism: Planococcus citri (citrus mealybug)
Lineage: Eukaryota; Metazoa; Arthropoda; Insecta; Hemiptera; Pseudococcidae
Gene: CCDC151
Product: Coiled-coil domain containing protein 151
Exons: 7
Coding region: 1-1017 (338 amino acids)
Biological process (GO): cilium movement; outer dynein arm assembly
Cellular component (GO): ciliary tip; cilium; ciliary rootlet
Source: RefSeq, a predicted model, not a curated record
AUGACCACAGCAACGCUCGUCAACAAAAACCAAGAUGAAGUUUUGCAGUCAAUAGAUUUCAAAGUCAUCGAAGCAAGAAAAAAGUUAGAUCUUCUUCAACAUGAAAUGAAUCAGAAACAACAACAAAUUUUGGAAUUCUCGAUAGCUCAGUCUACUCAACCUGCCAAAAUUGGAAGUGGUAUUUCGAAGCAAAUAGUACCGAACAGUAACACAGUUGCUUCUUUAGAGAACCAAAUUCACCGAGUUGAAAUCAACAAUAUGGAAGCGGAACAUUUAAGAAAGAAAUAUAAAACUAUUAAAAAUCAAUUAUUAGACGAAAGUGUUGGAUUUGAAUCGACGCUUAAGAAACUUGAAGAAAAAAUUAGCCAACAAGAGACUGAAAUUUCUCGAUUACAAAAAGCUUACGAAGAAGCGGUUAUACUUCGUAAUAUGACCCACGAAACUUUAGCUGAACAAGAGAAAAAUAUUUUGAAGGAGCAAAAAGCAAGAGAAAAUGAACUGGAACAAUUGAGGCUAAAAGUGGAAAACUACAAAAGCGAAUUGGAAAGACUAGAAAGACACAUGUAUCCAGUAAGAAUAACGAGACGAGAUUCGCAAUCUGGAAUCAACGAAGGCGAAGUAGAAGUAGGACAACAAUCAGAGUACUUGGAAAAAAUAUUUGAUACCUUGAAAGAAGCUACAGGAGUUAUAGAAAACGAAGAUGUUUUAAAACGAUUCUUAUCCCAAAAGGAUACUAAAGAAGUCCUUAUUAAAAUGAAAGCCUAUUCUGAAAACGAAAAAAAAGAACUUAUCAAGAAAAAAGAAGAAAUUACUGCGGAGUUGGAAACGCAUAAAUUUGCUGACACUAAAGAUCAGGAAAGAAAUGAAGAAGAAUUGGAAGAAUUACAAAAUGAGAUACAAAAAGAAACCGAAAAUUUUGAACAAAUUCAUGAAGAAUGCGAAAAAUUACAGCGACAGAUUACAACGAUAAUGGAAAGAAUCCAUACGUGUUGUCUAAAGAUGAAAGUAAGCUUCUAAUUAUUAUCCUAUAGGUACCUACCUUAAUAUAUUUUUCUUCACUGCUUUUGCUUUACUGUAUAGGUAUUCCUAAUUUUCUAAGCUAAUCCAAAGUUAUUACUACAUACAUAUUCAAUUAUAUUAAA